UCCAGGCUGUUUACUGAUAGACACAAUUACAUAUCAUUAUUAAGUAGUUUAUUUUUUAUUUUUAUUACAAAUCAGAUAACACACAAAUAAGUAAAAUGGUUGGAUAAGAUUGUAGAUAAGACAAUUAAUUAAUACAACGUACAUUACUUCAUACAUUACAGCGCCUUACUUCAAAAGGGGACAAUAAUGGGAGCCACUGAGUCUCAACCUAAGAAAAGGAUUGUACUUCUUGGGAAAACAGGAGACGGCAAAAGCAGUGCUGGGAAUACCAUUCUUAGACAACAAGUAUUCACGAGUAAAGCGUCAGCUAAUUCCGUAACAGCUGAAUGUGUGAGUGGAGAUGGGAAGGUUGAUGGAAGAAAGAUCACCGUUAUUGACACACCUGGAAUCUUUGACACAGGUCUCGAUGAAGAGACCAUUAAAUCUGAGAUAAUCAGAUCCCUGAUUGAAAGUGCUCCGGGUCCUGAUGUUUUCACCAUUGUACUAAAGGUCGGAAGGUAUACAGGACAAGAAAUGGAGAUUGUGGAUAAAAUUGUUGAAUAUUGUGGAGACGAUACCUUUAAACAUUCAGUGAUUUUAUUCACUCAUGGUGAACAACUAGAGGGUCAAACCAUUGAGGAAUUUGUGAAGCAGAGUCCAAAACUACAGGAGCUUGUUGAUAAAUGUGGAGGUCGCUGUCAUGUGAUUGACAGUAAAUACUGGAAAAAACGGCAUAUGGGAUACAAAAGCAACAGGGUUCAGGUAAAAAAUCUGCUGGAUACCAUUGAACAGAAGUUAAAAGACAAUGAGAAUGCCUGCUACACCAAUGAGCUGUUUCAAACUGUGGAGGAAGAAAUUCAAGAGGAGAUGAAGAAUAUAAACGAGGACAGUUUGCCUCUGAUAGAGAAACGAGAAAUGGCAAAAAAGAUUGUUCAUAAAAAACUUCUGAUUAGGCUUGCAGGAGUGGCAACAGGGACACUGACUGGUGCCUUUCUUGGCAUUGGUGUUGCAGUGGCAUCUGUUGUGGCUUUACUUAAAGCAGCCAACAUUCCAGGAGUGGUAAAAGCAGGAACUGUAGCAGGAGCAGCAGCAGCAGGAGCCACAGGAAUAGCAGCAGCAGGAACAGUAGCAGUGGAGGCUGGGCUUGUUGCAGGGUCAGGUAUUGGAGCAGCAGGUUCAGGAAUUGCUGCAGGUGUUUUUUUGGGAGCUGCAGCUCUUGCAGGAGCAAUUGGGGGAGGAGUAACUGGAUUCAAAGCAGCUGAUGAAGGUGAUUCAGUGUCUGGUGCUAUAAAGAAUGCAGCUAAACUCAACUAUGAGAAUGCAAAAGGUGCAGUUAAAAAGGCACAGAAACAUCAAUACAAACUUUUUAAAAAAGAGGAGAGCACAAUGAGAUUGUAAAUCAAGAACUGACAUUCAGUUUACUCAAAUUUGACAUUGGAGUGUCAAUUUUGUAGUGGGCUAUGGACCUUACGAUUAUUAAACACACAUUUUUGUUAAUGCUUUUUAAUUUUUCUUAUUUUGUCUAAGUAACUGAUUUCUCAAUAGUGUAGAUAUGAAUUUUGGAAUCUCUCUCUUUUUUAAAUUUUUAUUCUCACUAUUUAACGUGAUGCAUAUAAGUCAUAUAUAUGUAUUUUAA
Myxocyprinus asiaticus (Chinese sucker) is the source of this 1615-nucleotide messenger RNA. Its product is annotated as GTPase IMAP family member 7-like. The transcript is spliced from 2 exons. Bases 187 to 1377 code for a protein of 396 amino acids. NCBI's taxonomy places the organism in Eukaryota, Metazoa, Chordata, Actinopteri, Cypriniformes, Catostomidae. The record is from RefSeq and is a predicted model, not a curated record. Gene Ontology annotation, molecular function: GTP binding.